AGUCGAUUCUGUAUUGAAUUAAUUGAAAGAAUUGAAAAAAUCUUAAAACUCCAUAAAAAUGAUGAAAACAUUGAUCGCAAUGAUGUCUGUCGUGGUUGUGAUGUCCGCCCAACCCAUCACUCAAUCCAACGAUCAUUUGGAGACAAUCGCCAACCAAUUGAUGCAAUCGAUUGGUUUAGAGUUGAGUGGAAAUCACACUUUGAAUGCAUUUCUCGUGAGAACUGAUGCCUCGAAAAGACGUCAAAAUGAAGUGCAAAGUAAUGAAGAAGUGGUGGUAUUGGAGGGCAUCGGAAGUAUUGGCGCAACCAUUGUGUCCGUGAGAAGAGGCAAGAGUUCAGUCACUGUUACCAAUGCCUAUGGUUUGGGUGCCGGCGCUGUCCUCGACAUCACUGCCGAGAGGAAUGAAGUGGUGGUAUUGGAGGGCAUCGGAAGUAUUGGCGCAACCAUUGUGUCCGUGAGAAGAGGCAAGAGUUCAGUCACUGUUACCAAUGCCUAUGGUUUGGGUGCCGGCGCUGUCCUCGACAUCACCAAAGAGAGGAAUGGUAUCCAAAGACAAGUGGAUGAGAGCCAGAGAUUGAAACAAUUGACUCAACCUUUAUAUGACAAAUGUAUGGCUAAUAUGAGUGGAAAACCUCUUAAUGAAUAA
Molecule: messenger RNA, 646 nt
Organism: Oppiella nova
Lineage: Eukaryota; Metazoa; Arthropoda; Arachnida; Sarcoptiformes; Oppiidae
Source: the annotation of a GenBank genome assembly